Penaeus vannamei (Pacific white shrimp) is the source of this 7030-nucleotide messenger RNA. The record is from RefSeq and is a predicted model, not a curated record. NCBI's taxonomy places the organism in Eukaryota, Metazoa, Arthropoda, Malacostraca, Decapoda, Penaeidae.
GUAGUUAAUCAGCUGGACCAGAGCGCCUUCGCCAUGACGGGAAUACGCGUCGCCUUACUCGCUCUGGCGUUAUUACAGUAAGCGUGGCCCAGGAGCCGGCCCUCCAGGUGCUGCCGUCCAACAUCCUGAAGCCCCUGGGAGACAGAGCCUACGUGUCCUGCAGCGCCGUCGUCGACAACCCAGACCUGGUGACGGAGAUGCAGUGGUCCGGACCCAACGGCCAGCAGAUACCCAACGUCGAGGGCACACUUGAUGGCAGGAUCAUCGCCAUGGAGAGCAUCGAGGGCUCCGGGAAGCUCGACCUCAUGAUCCAGAACCUGCGGGAGGAGGACUCGGGAGAGUACGAGUGCACCGCUGUCUACGCCGGCAACCAGAAGCUGUCGGUGAAGCUCAUGGUGGACUUCUUCGUGGACAUCGACUUCGGCGACACGCCCGUCGUCCAAACGCCCAUCAUCAACGAGGAGUCCAAGAUCCGCUGCAACCCCAAGUCCAAGCCCCCGCCGCAGGUGGACUGGCUGAAGGACCUGCUGCCGCUCAAGAAUGAUGAAAACCACAUCAUCCAGCAGGACGGUGUACUGAUCAAGAAGGUGACUGAGGCUGACGAGGGCACAUACAGGUGCCGCGCGCGUGUGCCUGAACUCGGCUCCAUCGACUUCCGAGACAUCCAGGUGGAGGUGCACAUCCCACCCUCCAUUGACAAGCUCCCCGUCGACGAGAAGGGCGUGGAGAAGGCUUCUGUAACCUUCGAGUGCGGAGCCACUGGCAAGCCUGCACCCACUUACUCCUGGGUCAACAAGGACAACACUCCCCUCGAGGGCUUGGAAGGCUACUACGUCGACACCGAGAAGGGCAUCCUCACCAUCAUGGACCUUCGCCCUGACCACUCCGGAAGGUACCGCUGCACCGCCGAGAACCCCGCAGGAGCCGACACGGCUGACGCCACGCUGCAGGUCCUCACGAAGCCCAAGGUGGAGCAAUACCUCAACGUUACCAAGGAAGUCGACAGUGAUCUGGAGAUGCGUUGCAUUGCCACCGGCGACCCCAUGCCCAAGAUCAUUUUCCAGAAAUUCUCCAAUGACAAUCCUUUCAUGGAUGGAAUUAACAGCGACGACAGAAUUGAAGUUGUGCAGACGGAAGACGACCAGGGCCGUCGUGUUGGCAUCCUCAAGAUUCGAGGAGUUGUGCGCGGCGACGAUGGACUUUACACCUGCACUGCAACCUCAGAAGGAGGAGAAACACAAGUGUGGGGCCAUAUCACGGUUGAAUUCAUGCCUACCUUUGAAGAUCAGGUCAGGGAUGUUGAAUGGUCAUGGCAGCAACAACCAGUCAAUCUGACGUGUAUUGCCACAGCUAUUCCAAAUGCUACAAUUCAGUGGUAUCUGCGUAAUGCUGAAAUCGACAAAGCUGACCCUAAUUUGGAAGUCCUCUCCUUUGGCCCUGUUGGAGUUCUGAGGGUCACCCCAGUCAGAAACGAGUACUAUGGAGAUUAUACUUGUGAGGCCACAAACCGACUGGGAAUGAAGGAAUUUGACAUCAAACUGAAUGAAGCCCAUGAACCUGGACCAGUAGCCAGUGCCAAGGUUGAGAAGAAGACAGCGACAACCAUUACUUGGAACAUUGUGGGACCAGUUAACGAUGGUGGUCUACCUGUCUUGGGCUUCCUUGUGGAGUUUCGUGAGAAGGACCUUCCAUGGGACAAUGCCAAGUCUCAUUAUUGGACUAAAGAUCAGACAUACACUCUGGAUAAACUGGAGCCACUACAGACUUACAUAUUCCGUUUUGCUGCGAGAAGCGAAGUUGGUGAAGGAGAAUGGAGUGGUGAGAAGGAAGAACAAAUGCCACACAUCUCAUCUCCUGAAGAGCCUCUAAUCUUUGAUGUUGAAGAAGGUGGUGUGACAGCCAUCCCCUACCCCAACAAAUUCACCCUUCGAUGGAAACCACCUCUUGACAAUGGUGAACCUAUUGAUAUUUACCAAAUCAUGUAUUAUCAGGUGCAAAAUGCAUCAGGUCAGUGGGAGAGCAUUGGCACCAAAAAUGCCGAAGAAGUAGAGUACCCAGCCACAGUCUACACAAUUACGGGUCUUCGAAGCAGCACAUUUUACAAGAUUGAACUGCGAGCGCACAAUGCUAUUGGAUUUUCUACCCCGGCCGAGGCAGUCAUCAAGACUGCGCAUGAUCCAUCGGCGCCGCCAGGUAGCGGGUCGGGGUCGCCAGUGCAGUACAGUAGCGUUGCCCCCUCCAUCAGUGCCCCCGCCCACGGCAACGAUGAGCCCGAGGCAUCAACGGCCAGCCCGGGGGUGGGACUCAUCGCAGGCAUUGUCGUCAUCGCUGUUCUCGUCAUCGUUGUCAUUGUUGACUUGACAUGUUACUGUACCAAUAAUGCUGGUUUGACUGCGGCUGUCCUGGGUAAGCGAGGUGUCAAGGAUAAAGACAAAGAAGCAAUGCUCGAGGACGGAAAGAAUGCCAGUGCUGAUACCCUCCAUGAGGAAUCGAGGGAGGAAGGGAAAACCAUCGAUGAGAAACCUGUCCCUGAGAAGGAAGUCCCCAAAACCCCCGAGAAAAAAGUUGAAAUUAUAACUGAGAAACCAACUGAGGAAAAACAUGAAGGUAACGGACAAAUGAAGCAACAGAAGGAAGAAGAGACAAAGCAAGAGCAACAAGAAGCUGAUGAGAAAGUUAAGGAGACAACCGAACCUACGGAAACGACCCCCAUGAUCCAAGGAAGAGGCUCUAACAGGAAAUCCAAAGUACAAGUGAAUGAAGUGGAUGUCAGGACACUUAAUGAUCAAGAUCAAAGACAGCGAAGGCAACAAGCAUACAGCCAACAUAAUCCUACUUCAAUUAACAUGCAAUUCAUGAACCAAAAUGGGGAAUAUGAGAGAAGUCAAAAUGUCCAUCCCAGACAGCCUCAUAUUGUGAAAGCCAUAAUGAAAAGCAACAGCCAGAACCAGGGUGCCUAUGGUCCAAGUGGUCGGCCUUGCAGUAUGGCACUGGCACUUGAGAAUCCAGUCUUCAGAACAGCUAGCUCAAUGAAGAGUUCCAGUAGCACUCCAAUUCUUGACCAUGAGACUUCCAGUGACUCUAUUUAUGAUGUUCCUUUCCUGGUGCAACAGGCACGUCCUCCAGUUCAUUCUCCAGAAACCCCUAAAUCAAGACCUCCAUUGCCAAUGAGGAAUCCAGGUACACAGCUGACUUUAGGGAGACAGUCUCAAAGUCAUGACAGACUUCUUGAUCAUGUACAAGAAUCUUCUACAGGUACAUUUUAUGAAGAACAGCCCUCUUAUUAUGGAGGACGAGGAACUUCACACAAUACGGCAGCAAGCAGAGAGGCUCUGAAUCGGGCACAAAGACCUCCCUACAACAUGUCAGCGAGCAGAGAGGCACUAAGUCAAGAACCAAGACCUCCCUACAACAUGUCAGCAAGUAGAGAGGCACGAAAUAACGCACCAAGAACUCCUUACAACAUGUCAGCAAGCAGAGAGGCUCUGAAUCAGGCACCAAGACCUCCUUACAACAUGUCAGCGAGCAGAGAGGCUCUGAAUCAGGCACCAAGACCUCCCUACAACAUGUCAGCGAGCAGAGAGGCUCUGAAUCAGGCACCAAGACCUCCCUACAACAUGUCAGCGAGCAGAGAGGCUCUGAAUCAGGCACCAAGACCUCCCUACAACAUGUCAGCGAGCAGAGAGGCUCUGAAUCAGGCACCAAGACCUCCCUACAACAUGUCAGUGGAAAAUGGGAUAGGAAGGCCAAUGCUAUCGAGUAAUUCCAGUCAGUCUGGUAUAUAUGAGACAAUAAAUAGUCCUAGGAGAUCCCCAAGUCAGAGCUCAUUAAGUACUUUGUAUCAACCAGUUCAGAGUCCUCAUUAUGAUGCAAAACCUAAAACUGCAUAUGAAAUUGCACCCUAUGAUGAUCCAGUGUCACCAAGUUCAGCAAGGAGACCUGUUGCUGGUAGAGUUGAACCUAAACUCAUGUCUAGGUUACUAGGACAACCAUCAGGCCACAAAUUCAGUCCUGAUGCUUCAACACAAAAUCAUGUCCCACCAUCUAUUCGGCCUUCAGUACCACCACCAGCCCCACCACCUUCCACUGAAAAUAAAGAGGACAAGAAACCUCUAAAAACAGUAACAACUCUACACUUUCGUGAACGUCCUCAGCAGCAGAAACACAGUCAGAGCAUGGAUAAUCUAGAUGCUGCUCACUAUCCCUCCCAACAAGACUGCCAGAGCUCGACAACAUACAGUCCGCAAUCAUUGUCAUCUGCAAGAUCUCUUGGGAGCUUGUUAAGCACAGAUUCCAGCCAACGGUCAUACAAACAACCAACUAUCAUCUAAUUGCUUGCAUGCUAAUGGGGUAGAGUUAGGAUGGCUUCUGUUUUUAGCGAAAAGGAUGACAAAGAAGAGAUACUGAAGGAGGAGCAAAAGGAGGAAGAGGAGAAGCUGAAAAAGAGCGAGUCCAAGAGUAGUGUAACAAAGGAUUCCCCAGUGUAGACCUUUGUCUUCUGCUAGUCUUCAUAUUUACACUUAAAUAGACAGGCUAGAAGAUUUGUAAAACUUUGAGGAGUGCGUGAGUAAUAAUUUUACUACUUGUAAUAAAGGACUUUUAAGCUGCGAUAUGGAAAAGAAAAUUAAACGAGAAUGAGAAAAGGCAUUUCAAGAAUAAUUGCAAUGGGUUGAAGUUUGCCAAAGAAAGUGAAUGAUGCAUAGACAAAGAGGCUAGGAUUAAUUCAUCACUAGAAAUAUAUUAGCAGCGUGUGGACUCUUAUUCUCUGGUUUUCAGGUACCAUGAACUAUUUUGAGAGUAGAAUAAUGAGUAGUAACAAAAUGACUUCUUAUUGACGUCCUAUUUGUGACUGCAUAUGGUAAAUUUAGAGAAAUAAUGUUUAGAAUGAGGGUCAGUAGUAAAUGUGAAUGCCUGUUAUAAUCCAGCAUUACUUGUGUGCAAGAAACUUCAUGUUCAUAUAUGUACUGAUGGAAGAGUUAUGUGAUUCUCAUAUUGUGAAAGCAUCAGCAAAAUAGUCAUAUUUUAGACUCCUCCCUUUUUAUGAAUAUUAUAUAGUUCAUCGAAUGGUCAUGGAAAAAAGUCAGGCAGUAUUUUUUGUUUUACACUGCAAGGUAAAAAAAAUAUAUAUAAUGAUUUUAAAUGUGUGCAUGGAAGACUUUGCCAUCUUUGCUGUGCUGAUCAUAGCCUUAUCAUGUAAAGGAUAAUACUUUAAUGUUCACAAAUUAAUCGCAAUCUUUGGAUUUGAUGUCUGGGACAAGUUAUUCCUGUGGAUACUGUGCACUUGGUAUUGCCUGUAUGUAUGUAAUUAUAUUUUGGUUCUUUUUAUACCUCAAGGAAAAGGGAAUAAAAAUUAGGCAAUCCAGUGGCUUGCAGCUAACACUACAUUGCAUCGUCUCCAGGAAAACUUUCAACUAGGCCUAGUCAUAUAGCAUAGCCAAUUAUGAAACUGAGAUGUGUGAUGCCCAUUUUAAAGUACUGUAAUUCAUCUCAGUUGCUAAGUGAAUUUGAUAUAUGGACAUUUUGCAAAUAAUUUUUACAUAUUGCUCUUGGCUGAAUAUCAACACUACCCAGAAUUAAAGAAAUUUUGUUGUUUGUUUUCUUACAGUAGAAAAUGUAUUGCAUAUGAUUAGGUGCAAUGUAGAGUCGACAAAAUGGCUUAUGGUUAAUAUUUUGAGAUUUAUAAUGGACCAAAUUUUAAUUUUUAGAUAAUUAAAAUCAGUGCACUUUAGUAUAUAAUUGAUAUUUUCAAUUCUUAAUUACCAGUGACUGUACAAACAUUUUAAUUGUUUGCUCUCUAAGAUUGACGGAGCUUAUGAAGAGUUUCUUUGAAUAGUUUUUUCAUGGUUGUGUCAUAUCAACCUGGGCAAAUGCCUUAACUAGAUAAGUAUAAACUGAAUUCUUACACACAAAAAGGAUGAUAAUAGGAUGAUAUUUGCCCAGUUGAUAUGACAACAUAUACAUACUGGGUCAAUGGUCUGAACACUCAACUCUAAAUUGUGAUUGGAUGCCCAGUCAUGACCCUUGACUAUGGUUGUUCUAAGAGUCAGUAUGUUGUCAUUACUGCACCCAUGCUUGGGAUCGUGACUGUCAUCACGUCACACCUUUUCCAUAACUGUGUCUUAGAGUUCAAGUUGCAUCAAAUGUGACAGGGCUCUUGUGACAGAGGAGUAUUGCAAAUUCUGAAAUGACACUUAGGUGAAAGAAAUGUCUUAUUUAUUGAAAUCUACUUUAUAGCACCCUUUGGAUAUUACUUUCUAUACUGGCUAUAUUCCUAAUUCUGCAAUGCCAUUCAUCAUUUUUUUAAGAUAUUAAAAAUAAUAUAGACCUUACACAGGUUUUGAAAGUAAUUUCACUCCCAAAUGUUUACCUAGUUAUUUACUGUAAAGCCAGCAAACAGUAACUUAAUCAGUAAUAUAACAUUCAAGUACUUACCUCUGCUCAAGUGCCAUUUAAGAAUUUGACUGCUGUAUGGCUCACCAUUUUUGCAUAAGACAGCACGUGGUUGAUAUCAUAUGGGCGGGCACACUACCCAUGAUAGUAUUGGAUAUUUUUUUUUCUUAUUCUUAUCCACAGACACUGCUUUCUGCUUGAAAAAAGUUGUAAAUAUAUUAAUGUAAACAUUUUAACAUCAAUUGCUAUGUGAGAGUUUUGGCUGUGCUUGAGGAUUAUAAUGUGUGUAGCAUUUAAUGGCGAGAGUGAUCUUCUGUAUCAAAAGCAGAGCUCUCACUUACCACUAGAGGAAAAACAACAACUACAUAGACACUGUCUAUCUUAUCUGUUUUGUUAUCCACAAUCUGUAUAACAUUCCUUAUUAUGAACUUAUUUUACUACAUAUUUAGAAAAAAAAUAGAAGUAGACAACCCUGUUUUCUUUUCAUGUACAAUGAAUGAUGAGAGCAUUUAUAUAAACCUAAUGUAGCUGUGUCUGCCCCUACCCGUGUGUUAAUAUAAGGUCAGCUUUUUUAUUGUGAUUACGUAUGACUAAGCUUGUCUGUACUCCAGUGUGGUAAAAAUAAAAUGUCUGCUAUUAA